Molecule: messenger RNA, 1472 nt
Organism: Aphanomyces astaci
Lineage: Eukaryota; Oomycota; Saprolegniomycetes; Saprolegniales; Verrucalvaceae
Product: homogentisate 1,2-dioxygenase
Exons: 1
Coding region: 32-1390 (452 amino acids)
Biological process (GO): L-phenylalanine catabolic process
Cellular component (GO): cytoplasm
Molecular function (GO): homogentisate 1,2-dioxygenase activity
Source: RefSeq, a predicted model, not a curated record
UCUGCAACUCGCCUGCAACCGAUCACUCAACAUGCCCGGUAAAGCUUCCAGCCCCAUCAAGCGCACUCGCGCCGAACAAGCAGAUGGGUCAUGGCUGGACUUGGAAUACCUUCCUGGCUUCGGCAACCAUUUUGCGUCGGAAACCCUCAAAGGCGCGCUCCCCACGGGCAUGAACAACCCGCAAAAAUGCAACUACGGGCUGUACGCCGAACAAUUAUCGGGCACGGCGUUCACGCUGCCGCGCAAGUCGAACCAACGCAGCUGGCUGUACCGCAUCCUCCCCCCUGUCGUUCACGAGCAAUACAAGGAAAUCCCCGCGAAGCACAUCGUGAACGACUUCACCAACGAACACAUCACACCGCAACAACUGCGCUGGCAACCCAUGGCGUUUCCCAAGACGUCUGAAAAAGUCAACUUCAUCCAAGGCCUGCACACCAUGGGUGGAGCAGGAGAGCCCACGAUGAAGGCGGGCCUGGCCAUCCACAUGUACGCCGCGAACACGUCCAUGAAGGACACGGCAUUCUACAACUCGGACGGCGACUUCCUCAUCGUGCCGCAAGUGGGUGCGUUGAAGAUCACGACCGAGUUUGGCAAAUUGCACGUCAAGCCGCAUGAAAUCGUCGUGAUCCAGCGCGGCAUCCGCUUCUCCGUCGACCUGGAUGAGCCGUCCCGCGGGUAUGUGUUGGAAGUGUACAACCGGCACUUCAUCCUCCCCGACUUGGGUCCCAUCGGCGCGAACGGCCUCGCCAACCCUCGUGACUUUGAGCACCCCGUCGCGUGGUACGAAGACCGCGACGUGGACUUCACCGUGAUCGGCAAGUUUGGCGGCAAGUUGUUCUCGGCACACAUGAACCACUCGCCGUUCGACGUGGUGGCGUGGCACGGCAACUACGUCCCGUACAAGUACAACUUGGACUUAUUUUGCACGAUGAACUCGGUCAACUACGACCACCCGGACCCGUCCAUCUACACGGUGCUCACGUGCCAGACGGACGAAGCGGGCUGCGCCGUCGCGGACUUUGUCAUCUUCCCGCCGCGCUGGAUGGUGCAAGAGAAGACGUUCCGCCCUCCAUACUACCACCGCAACUGCAUGACCGAGUUCAUGGGCAUGGUAUACGGCGUGUACGACGCCAAAAAGGAUGGGUUCGUGCCUGGCGGUGCGUCCCUGCACAGCUGUGACAGCGCGCACGGCCCCGACGCCGCCACGUUUGAGAACGCAUCGAACGCCGACCUCAAGCCGCACUACUUUGACGGCGGCCUCGCGUUCAUGUUUGAGUCGUCGUACAUGAUGAAGCUGACCGACUAUGCGCUCAACUGCCCCCAGAACGAAAAGGACUACUACAAGUGCUGGCAGCCGCUCAAAAAGUUCUUCAACCCGCACCAAAAGUAGCCAAAGCACGUGGUCCAAUAAAUCGAAUAUGAAACAAUGGCCGUAAAACUAAUACAAAUAUAAGCGGAUGUUCAAAAGGCAA